AUGACCGGGGUGCAAUGUGACUUUGACAUGGACUUUGAACGUAUCAAACAAAAGGUUGACUCGGGUGAAGCGCCGUGGUCAACAGGUUGGGACAAGCUCAAGGCACAUGUCAACCAAGAUUACCAGCCUAACCCCUCCGACAUCCUUGUUCGAGGCUCAACCCCUGAGCGCCCACAGAAUUACGUCAAUAUGUACCGUGACAUGGCCGCAGCAUAUGCCCUCGCCAUCCACUGGAAGGUCACUGGGGAGGAAGCAUCAGCAGAUGCGGCUGCUCGCGUCCUCGACGGCUGGAGUGCCAUUCUUACAGAUAUCUGGGGCAACUCGGACAAAUUUUUAGCCGCGGGCUUUUAUGGAUACCAGUUUGCUAAUAUCGCUGAGAUCCUUCGCAGCUACAGUAAAUGGAAGGGCCUCGAUGCAUCAAUUGAUAUGCUGCUGCGGGUAUUCUACACCAAGAACCAUUCUUUUCUUACAAAUCACAAUGACGCGGACAUCGAUAACUAUUGGGCCAACUGGGACCUCGCCAAUAUUGCGAGUAUGAUGAGCAUCGGUGCGUUGGCAGAUAAUAAAACAGUCUGGAAUGAAGCAGUCGACUAUUUCAAGAAAGGAAGUGGUAACGGCGCCAUUGAAAAGGCCAUCUGGUACCUCCAUACUGAGCAAGAUACUGGUAAGAAGCUUGGACAGAACCAAGAAGCAGGUAGAGACCAGGGCCAUGCCACGCUUGACUUUGCCAUGCUUGGUGUUAUUGCUCAGCAAGGCUAUAAUCAGGGGGACGACUUGUUCGCAUACUUGGACAACAGAAUUCUAACUGGCAUGGAGUACAUUUGCAAAUAUAAUGUCGGCGAAGAAGUUCCUUUCGCAACAUAUACCAACGCGGUUCAUGGUACUCAGACAGGGAUCAGCAACCAUAGCCGUGGUGCGAUCCGACCUAUGGCAGAACAAUUUGUUGCCCACUACGGCUCUAUCAAAGGCAAAGAUGUCAAGUGGACCAAGGCCUACCGCGACCUGGUUUUGAAGGAAAGUGGUGGAGCUGAGGGCGGUGGUGGUGACUACGGAACUACAAGUGGUGGCUAUGAUCAGUUAGGCUUCGGAACGCUUCUUUAUCGACUUGAAAAGUAG
Molecule: messenger RNA, 1116 nt
Organism: Fusarium venenatum
Lineage: Eukaryota; Fungi; Ascomycota; Sordariomycetes; Hypocreales; Nectriaceae
Product: chondroitin AC/alginate lyase
Cellular component (GO): periplasmic space
Molecular function (GO): lyase activity
Source: RefSeq, a predicted model, not a curated record